ACUCCUGAGCUCCUCCGCCGGCGGCGGGCCAGGGUGAAGGUAUGGCCGGCCAGGUAGUGCGGCUGGUGCUGCUGGCCGGGGCGGCUGUACUGGCAAGCGGCUCCCAGGGCGACCGUGAACCAGUGUACCGUGAAUGUGUACUACGGUGCGAGGAACGGAACUGCUCGGGGGGCGCGCUGAAGCACUUCCGUUCCAGCCAGCCAAUCUACAUGAGUCUGACAGGUUGGACCUGUCCGGAUGACUGUAAAUACGAGUGUAUGUGGCUUACUGUUGGCCUCUACCUCCAGGAAGGCCACAAAGUGCCUCAGUUCCAUGGCAAGUGGCCCUUUUCCCGGUUCCUGUUCUUCCAAGAGCCAGCUUCUGCCAUGGCCUCCUUCCUCAAUGGCAUGGCCAGCCUGAUGAUGCUCUGCCGCUACCGCACCUCAGUGCCAGCCUCCUCCCCCAUGUACCACACCUGCGUGGCCUUCGCCUGGAAAAUGGACUACUUCUGUGCCUCCACCGUCAUCCUCCACUCAAUCUACCUGUGCUGUGUCAGGACUGUGGGGCUGCAGCACCCAGCUAUGGUCGGCGCUUUCCGGACCCUCUUGCUGCUGCUGCUGACCGCACACAUCUCCUACUUGAGCCUCAUCCACUUUGACUACGGCUACAACCUGGUGGCUAAUGUGGCUAUUGGCCUGGUGAACAUGCUGUGGUGGCUGGCCUGGUGCCUGUGGAACUGCCGACAACUGCCUCAUGUGCACAAGUGCAUGGUGGUGGUGCUGCUGCUACAGGCGCUGGCCCUGCUCGAGCUCCUGGACUUCCCGCCUCUCUUCUGGGUCCUGGAUGCCCACGCCAUCUGGCACAUCAGUACCAUCCCUGUCCACGUGCUGUUUUUCAGCUUCCUAGAGGACGACAGCCUAUACCUGCUAAAGGAAUCAGAGGCCAAGUUCAAGCUGGACUGAAGAUCCUGGGAGCAGGUCUACCCC
This is a messenger RNA of Chrysochloris asiatica (Cape golden mole), 965 nucleotides long. It is a transcript of the gene PGAP3, whose product is annotated as post-GPI attachment to proteins 3. Gene Ontology annotation, cellular component: endoplasmic reticulum membrane. The transcript is spliced from 7 exons. Gene Ontology annotation, molecular function: hydrolase activity, acting on ester bonds. Bases 42 to 941 code for a protein of 299 amino acids. The record is from RefSeq and is a predicted model, not a curated record. NCBI's taxonomy places the organism in Eukaryota, Metazoa, Chordata, Mammalia, Afrosoricida, Chrysochloridae. Gene Ontology annotation, biological process: GPI anchor biosynthetic process.